This is a messenger RNA of Penicillium mononematosum, 4260 nucleotides long. RefSeq lists its product as uncharacterized. The coding region runs from base 1 to 4260 and encodes 1419 amino acids. The transcript has 15 exons. The record is from RefSeq and is a predicted model, not a curated record. Lineage: Eukaryota; Fungi; Ascomycota; Eurotiomycetes; Eurotiales; Aspergillaceae. Gene Ontology annotation, biological process: transmembrane transport. Gene Ontology annotation, cellular component: membrane. Gene Ontology annotation, molecular function: ATP binding; ATP hydrolysis activity; ABC-type transporter activity.
AUGUCAAAAUCACAGGGGGGUUAUUGGGGCAUCGUCAAGCUGAUUGCAUAUGCCCUCUUGGUGAUCAUUCAGGCAACUCUCCUCGGUCUAUGGGCAUCGUCCUUCGGAAAAACAACACGUGCCACGAUCGGCACUGCUACUGUUACGCUGGUGGCCUACCUAGUACUCGGAAUUCUUUCUCAAUAUGAACACGCCCGCACCAUCAAACCGUCCACGAUAAACACCGGCUAUCUUUUUCUCUCUUCAUUGCUUUCGAUUCCGGAAUCUCGCACUCUAUACUUUGUGGAGUCGAAUCGCGUCAUUCCCAUUCUUUACACAGUCAAUCUAUGCCUCCGAGCGGUCCUGCUAGUCGUCGAGUCGAUUCCUAAAGACUCUGUUCUGAAACGUGCUUAUCAAAAUCCACCCCCAGAGACUGCUACGGGGGUGCUGGGCUUGAGCCUCUUUACGUGGAUCAAUCCCCUAUUGCUGCUUGGGAGUCGAACAGACUUGACAGUGGCACAGCUGCCUGCACUGGAAGAUGCUUUGUGUGCGACGGGUGUUGGACCCAAUGGAUUGGAGACGCUCUGGAGAAAAGGUGCCAACUGGGACCAGCCGCAUAGUCUACUCUGGGCGUCCAUGCGGUACUACGCCGGGCCGUUCCUGCUUGGGAUUCUUCCUCGCGCGUUGCAGAUUGGCUUUACAUUUGCUCAACCAUUCCUGGUAGAGACUACUACUAGCUGGGUGGACUCUGAGGAUGGACCUAACACUAUGAGACAAGGAUAUGGCUUGAUCGGCGCCUUCGCGCUCACAUAUAUCGGCCUUGCGAUCACCAGUGCGCUCGCUCAGCAUCAAGCCUACAGAAUGGUGUCUAUGAUGCGGGCCAGUAUGAUUGACAUGAUGUUCCGACACGUCACCAUCAUGCGCGACAGCGAUAUAGAAUCCAGCGCCCCGGUCACCCUAAUGAACGCGGAUAUUGAGCGGAUUUCCAGUGGAUUCCGCUAUGUACAUGACGUCUGGGCGUGUAUUGUCGAAAUCCCCAUUGCUCUUUAUCUGCUUUGGCGGCAGCUGGGCAUCGCUAGUGUCGCUCCCAUUGUCGUCGUCAUUGUUUGUAUGUUGAUGUGCGUGCUCAUAUCUUCCCUGGCUGGUCCGCGUCAAAAGGUAUGGCUGGAGGCUAUCGAGAAGCGCGUUGAUAUGACCGCUCAGGUGUUAGGAUCGAUGAAAGGGGUCCGCAUGGCCGGUUUGACCGAUAAAAUCUACAACACCGUCCAAUCUAUGCGCACUCACGAGGUGCGCAUGUCAAUUCGGUUUCGCCGAUUGCUGAUUCUCGUUGUCGCUGUGGCAUAUAGCAACUACACCGUUACUCCAUUGGCCUCCUUCCUGAUAUACUCCCUGAAUGCCCGGGGCCAUGACAAUGAAACACUGACCCCUGCCCGUGCAUUCACCUCGUUGACGCUAUUUACACUGUUGGCCACCCCCAUCUCCAACCUGGUCGAAGCCGUGACUGGAAUUGCAACGGCUGUCGGGUCUAUCAAACGCAUCAACCUGUUCUUGCAGUCUUCUCCACGGAGCUACAAAGGCCAAGUAAAUGAGUUCGAGAUUGUGAGCUCUGCAAGCCAGUCCACAAUAAUAGUGGAUGAAAAGAAGGGGGUGGAGUACCCUAGCGUCUCCAGCCGUGAAGGCUUGCCUCGCUAUGACCCUCUUCCAGGGCUGGCUGUAGUCGCUCAUAACAGAAGCACUGGCUGGGAGGAGGCCAAACCCAAUGUCAUAGAUCAGGCCUCAUUUGAGAUCCGCCGUGGAACACUCAACACAAUCGUUGGCCCGGUCGGUUGUGGCAAGUCAACGUUUGUUCGCAUGCUGCUGCACGAAACUCCAAUUGCUACCGGAACGCUUCAUGUUGAGGCUGGAGCCAUCGCCUAUUGUACCCAAGUUCCUUGGUUGACUAACCGCAGUAUGCAGGAGAAUAUUUUGGGUGAGUCCAUGUUUGAUCUAGGUUGGUACAAUACUGUGGUGGAGGCAUGUGCGCUAGAAGAGGACAUCCGGGACCAGCCAAACCAAGACCAAGGCUUGCUGGGAUCAGGAGCCGCUACUCUCAGUGGAGGCCAAAAGCAACGAGUGGCUCUGGCGCGUGCCGUUUACUCGCGUGCAGAUACAGUGAUCCUUGACGAUCCGUUCAGUGGCCUCGAUCGUACGACUGAAGAUGCCAUCUUCAAUGCCCUGCUGGCCCCCGGUGGCCUCUUGCGUCGCAUGGGCGCCACCAUCAUCAUGACCAGCAACAGCGUCUCUCGCCUCUCGUUUGCUGAUCACGUCAUUGCUCUCUCCAAAACAGGCACAAUCGUUGAACAAGGCUCGUACAAACAACUGAACGAGCGCUCAGAUAGUUAUAUUCACAGCCUGUCGGCGCCAGAAGGCAGCCGGCAGGCAGCUGUGGGCGACGAUAUGGAGAUCACGGAAGUUGCGGGCCCUAAACUACACCAGCCACUGAGCCUAGCCGCCCUGGACCUCGAGCCACCACCGCCUCAGGACGGACGGCGGACAGGUGACAUAUCUAUCUAUUGGUACUACAUGAAGAUCCUUGGGAUAUGGCGGUCGCUCAUCUUCAUCUUCCUCAUUUGCUGCUACGUGGUGGGAAUUACUUUCCCUUCAAUUUGGGUUGAGUGGUGGACGGCCGCGAAUAUGAGGCAUCCGAAUGGGAUGCUUGGUUACUGGCUAGGUGUUUAUGGCUGGAUUGCCGUCAUGGCAGUGUCCACACUUGUCCUGGCUUGCUGGCAUCUGAUGUCCAACCUGGUCGCCCGCGCAGCCAAGUCCAUGCAUGCUCAACUGUUGAAAAGCGUUCUAGACUCCCCAUUAUCCUUCUUUCACAGUACUGAUGUCGGUCAAACAACCAAUCGGUUCAGUCAGGAUCUUCAACUCAUCGAUAUGGAACUUCCUCUCGCCGUUCUAAACACUAUUCUCACCUUCUUCACCUGUGUCGCUCAGAUGGUGGUCAUAUGCGUUUCAACCAGCUAUAUCGCAGCUACGGUGCCCGCCUGUCUAUUGGCUUUCUAUUUCAUUCAACGGUUCUAUCUCCGCACCUCGCGUCAGAUCCGUUAUCUCGAUAUUGAGGCCAAAGCACCUCUGAUCUCGCACUUCCUUGAUACCCUCAACGGCUUGGUCACCAUUCGCACUUUCAAGUGGGAAGCACAGUAUCGUAAGCAGAACGCCAAGUUGAUCAAUGACAGCCAAAAGCCCUUCUACCUGCUUUUCUCCAUUCAGCGUUGGCUGGAACUGGUGAUUGCGCUAUGCGUUGCCGGAUUCGCUGUUACUUUGGUAGGCAUUGCCGUCGCCACGCGGGGCAGUCUCAGCGCUGGUUAUGUCGGUGUGGCCCUACUGAACAUCGUCGUCUUCACGGAGAAUCUGCAGGGGUUGGUCAUGCAAUGGACCGUUCUCGAGACCUCGAUCGGUGCUGUGUCACGUAUUCGCCACUUCCACCGUACGAGCACAUCCGAGCACCAGGAGGAAGAAACGAUAGACCCCCCGGCUGAAUGGCCUGAUCGAGGUGUUAUUGAAUUCAACAACGUGAUUGCUUCAUAUCAAAGCUCCUCAAGCCGAGCUCUUGAUGAUAUUUCGCUCUCAAUCAGACCCGGCACCAAAGUGGGCAUCUGCGGUCGCUCUGGGAGUGGCAAGUCAUCACUCAUCUCCUCACUGUUCCGCCUCAUUGAACUCACGAGCGGCAACAUUGUCAUUGAUGGGCUGGACAUCUCUACUAUUCGUCGCAACUCGCUCCGCGCCCAGCUAAACUGCAUUUCUCAGGAGCCGUUCUUACUGCCCACCUGCUCUGUCCGACUCAAUAUUGACCCAGGAAGUGGCCUCGAUGACGAGGUCCUGAUUAAUGCGCUCCAAAAGGUCAAACUCUGGGAUGUGAUUGAGGGGCUCGGUGGCCUGGACGCCAUUAUCACAGCACAAACCUUCUCGCCCGGUCAGAAACAACUCCUGUGUUUCGCAUCCGCCAUGGUUCGGCCGGAGGGCAAGAUUCUGAUUCUCGACGAAGCGACUAGCAGUAUCGAUUCUAAAACCGAUGAGAUUAUGCAAUCACUCAUCCGAUCAGAAUUCGCUUCGAACACCAUCAUUGCCAUCGCGCAUCGCUUGGAGACGAUCGUUGACUUUGAUGAAGUCAUUGUCAUGGAGUCCGGACGUAUCAAGGAGCAUGGCCCGCCGGGAGUGCUGUUGGAGGAGAAAGGUGCUUUCGCCGAGCUUUACUGGGACACGGGGCGGAGUUCCAAUCGGACGCCCAUGGCCUUUUGA